This is a messenger RNA of Schizosaccharomyces cryophilus OY26, 1221 nucleotides long. Its product is annotated as F-box protein Pof8. Gene Ontology annotation, molecular function: telomerase RNA binding. The transcript has a single exon. The record is from RefSeq and is a predicted model, not a curated record. NCBI's taxonomy places the organism in Eukaryota, Fungi, Ascomycota, Schizosaccharomycetes, Schizosaccharomycetales, Schizosaccharomycetaceae. Gene Ontology annotation, biological process: telomerase catalytic core complex assembly. Bases 1 to 1221 code for a protein of 406 amino acids.
AUGUUUCUACCAAGACAAGUCAAUGUUCGCAAUAGACUAACAAGAAGACCUAGUUUAUCGAAUAAGACACCCGUGGAUCAGGAACAUAAAAGUAUAAAUGGGUCUACUUCGACUUCUUCAACUCGUUUGGCAAGAAGCGCGUUUAAGAACAUAAACGACUUAAAGCCAGAGUUUAUUCGAGCAGUAGAAUGUAUGAUUGAAGUACUAUUCUAUAGGGAAAGAGAGACACAAAAAUUUCAUUUGACCUAUUUAAUCAACAAACAAGAAUUUUGGCAGGGGUUAAAACCGUCCCCUACUCAAGCAAACUUAAAACAAUGUGUUAAAAAUUUAAAAAAUGAACUAUUUACUUUCGAUGAAGAAUCGCAUUCCAUAAUCAGGAAUGAAUAUAAACUUGAUCCCAACCUGGAUUUAUUCGAGCGAAUAGUAUAUGUGGAACCGUUUCCAGCAACUCUAUCUAACAAGCCAUUUAUGCUGGCUGGGCUACUACGAGAAUGCUUUUCUGGAUUUCUUCCCUACCUUGAUAUUAUCCCUACUCCUGAAGGAUAUGCCUUUGUGGUACUGGCUCAUUCAAUAUCGCAGGAGACUCUCACAUCUCUUGUCAUUCCUCAAGGUUGGAACCUUCUAUCGAGGGAAGAAUGGACCAAAAGAGAGAAAAUGUAUAUGGAAUAUCAGGCUGAUACGAUGAAAUCUUCUUCAAGUGCUUUCUUCACUGAACCUAUAAUUACAAAUCAGUCGUUCCGAACAAAUCCUGAUCGAGCAUCAUCAUCUUCAGUCAAAUACCCCGAAAGCUCUGAACGUCAAUUUGAACCAUUAGAGGAUGACUGUAAAAAGUCGCAAACGAAACAUUCGGAAUCUAAAAGAUCAUUCCCAAAAGGACUUUUGACGAGGUUGAUUAACCUACAUCCAUUGACAAAUAAAAGCACCAUUCAAAGCUUACUCCGAUAUGUUUUCUCCCGUCAAAACCCCACAGCUACCUGCGAACCAAUGUACAUUGACUAUAGAAAGGACGAAACAGAGGCCAUAGUGAGAUGGAAAUCUCCUGAACAGGCUAUUUUGUGUGUAAGUUGCUUUUUUAAUCAGAAAAGGAAGCAAGAUUCCCAUAAUGAUAUUCGUGCCCAUCGAAAGCACAAUAAAACCGGUCCAUUCAUCUCUGCGGAAUUAGUAGAAGGAUCUGAAGAGGAGUCGUAUUGGAAUCUGAUCUAUGGUAAAGUAAAAAUAUAA